AUGCUGGCACUUCAACCGCCUGUCUCUGGCUCCGCGGUUGUCCCUCGACAAACUGAGCAUAACCAGCAACAGCACCAUCAGAACCCUCACCAGUCGUCGCCCCAAGAUUUCUCUACUAUUAUGCAGCGACAGCAACAGCAGCAGCAACAACUUCAACAACUUCAACAACAACAACAACAACAGCAGCAAACAAUGACACCGGUGAUUCAGAUUCAGUCGCUGAAUGACCCACGACAACAUGGCUCAUUCCAACUUCACUUGCAGGAGCAGCAACAAAUGCAGGCCCACCUUCAACUCCAGCAAAUGCAACAACAACAACAGCAACAGCAGCAACAGCAGCAACAACAGCGAGGAGGAGGAACGAGUCCGUUGGACAAACCUGUGUCACCGUGGAUGGUCAAUGACUUUCCUCCACUGCCGAGAACCGGACAGUCUAAUAUGAACCAGAGCCUCCUUUCUCAGUCAUUCAACCCAGUUCACCCUCUCCAGCAGCAACAACAAAUCCCUCGAUCUGUCUCGGCUUCCAAUGGCUUUCCACAGCAACAACAGCAACAGCAGCAGCAACAGCACCAGCACAACAUACAGAGCCAAUUACAUCUCAUGCAGCAGCAACAACAACAACAACACCAGCUCUCACACUUUCAAGGACUCGACGGAGGUCAAGGGAUGAACUCUCACUCGAUGAACUCACCUAUCGCCUCGGCACUCAUGGACUCUCCCGCAGCAAAUACUAUGCAUGCACAACAGCAACAACACUUUCAUGGACUGGGCCAGGACUCGCCCUUGGGUCCACUUGACCACAACAACAACCGCUGGAAUGACCCCGCCAAUAAUAACAAUAACAAGGGUCCAGAAAUGUUCCACAUUGCUUCGCCGCCUUUGACGCCUUCGGGUGUGAUGGCUCGGUCGCCCAGUUCUUAUAGCACGUUUGGGAUGAACAACAGUGUCAAGCGACCACCUCUUUGGCCCAUGGACCGCCCUAUCGUCCUGCCCUUCCCUCGCCAGGCACCCACGCCUUUGCAGUCGUCUAAAGCUGCCAACCUCCAACACAUCCCAUGCAAGUUCUUCAAGUCUGGAGCCUGUACAGCAGGCAAGAACUGCCUCUUCUCACACAGUCGAGACCCACCAUCCGAAAACUUUGUCUGCAAGUACUUCCUCAAGGGAAACUGCAAAUUUGGCGCCAAAUGCUCACUUUCGCAUUCCUUUUUGGCUAUGGACCGCAAGACGUCGGCGCUCAUGCCAGGAGCGGGAGUUGGGGGCAGUCUUGGUCGGACUCGGUUGGAACGACGGGCGUCUAGCGGUGCUAUUUUGAACAAUAACCUCUGGCAGCAGCAGCCGACGAUGACGACCGAGCCUCUUUCGCCUCCUUAUGGAUCUUCGCUCCAACAACAGGCGCUGCAGUUGAACAACAACAAUGUCGAGUUUACGAUGAGUCGGUCGCCAAGUCAGCCGGGGUUCAUGAGGCCAACACUGACCAGGACUACGUCAGAGAACAUGCGAAAUACGCUGUACAUGUCGCAGGAUAGCACUACAGGAAUUCCAUGUUCACCUUUCUCACCCGAUGAUGAUAUUACCAGUCCUGAUAGCAAUGGCGAGCGCAACAACAUCAACAACAACACGUCUUUUAGCCCAUUUGGACCCUUAGAAAGCAGGAUGCGUCAGCAUUUGGCAGCACCAUUGCCAAUUCGCCAGCGUUCACUACCUGACAUCUUUCGAUUGGCACCACUAUCACACGAAGGAAGCGCCCUGCCCACUUCGCCAUUCUAUCAACCAGGCAACAAGGGUCUCUUCCUCUCCGUCUCCUGUGAGAGCGACACCAACCCCCCUUCUUCAUCUCCACUUCGCCUUCACUCCAUCCCCGAAAUCCACGGAAUCUACAACAACAGUGGCAACAAUACUCAAAUGAACAGCGGUCCCAUGAUGCAACGCCGUGCAAGCACCGUAGAAUUCACCGACCUGCACGAAGACGAGUUCUCCGAUCUGGACGACGACGAGGAUACAGGCGACCAAGGGAUCUUGCCCUCGUCCCUCAACGAUCUGUUGACGACCCAGGAGCGCCAGCGCCGACAGAGCAGGCAGGAUGAUAUUGAACCUCGGUCGUCGAAUAAUAUGUUUCCUUCGCCGGCUUCGGGUUCCUUGCGUGAUGAUAAGGAUGAUGACGAGAUCCGAUUUGCCUUUAGCAACCAUUCCUUGUCCACCUCAGGCUCUAACACACAGUUCCCUCAAGCAGUUUACGGCGACCACCAACAGCAGUACCACCAGCAGCAGUACCAUAACCAACAGCACGGAGGGCUAGAGAUGCUCCACUCUCCUCAUGCAAUGCUCAUCCCAUCCUCCUCCUCCUCUUCCCUUUCCAGUCGCCAAAUGCCCACCCACCCUUUUGACGACUUCUCCUCCUACGAAGAAUACGACGACCACCACCAGCACCAACACCUUCACCACCUUCCUGGACAUAUCGUCCCUGUUCCCGUCACCUCUGGGCAGACUCCGAGCCAAGGCGCUGCCAAGGGAUUGCAUUACAAAGAACGAAGCGGCACCCCUGACCCAUUCUGCCCCUUCCCCCAGGAAGCGGAGGAAGUCCAGUUCAGGAUGGAUGACGACGAGGCUGUAGCGGGCGUGGAUGCCUUGACGGCGGACCGCGAUUCGUUUCUGGAGGCAGAUUUUCAACAAUGCCAACAGGCUUCAAGAGCUGGACUCUUGAGAAGCAAUUCGAUCAUCGCAGCCGAGAAGUUGAACGAGACUGGUCAUCAGCAAAAGCAGCAGGGGACGAUGACGCCUGUGAGUCUUUUGAGCCGUGAGGAGGAUGGCGGUGAUGGAGGGGUGAUGGGAUCGAUUGAUUUCUCGGCCCUGUCGAUCUCUGUUGGCGGGUUGAUGAUUAGCAGCGGUUUGGAGGAGGAGGAGGAGGAGGAGGAGGAAGUGGGGUCGUUGAGCUAUGCUGGUAUUGCCCGAUCUCAGAAGUAA
Linnemannia hyalina is the source of this 2961-nucleotide messenger RNA. The record is from the annotation of a GenBank genome assembly. NCBI's taxonomy places the organism in Eukaryota, Fungi, Mortierellomycota, Mortierellomycetes, Mortierellales, Mortierellaceae.